AUUAUUCUUCCGCCGCCGUUGUUUCCGGCGACGAAUUGCUCUCCGAUUCAAUCCCAGAGGCGCAAGCUUCGUUAUGGAUCCGUCAUACCAGCGCGUUGAGCAGUCUCAGGUAACCUUUCCUCACGACGAUGAAACGGAAUCUCGCUGUGUGGUAGAGGGAGAUUGCGACAUGGUUAUUGAAUUAGGAUUGGGAUCGGGAAGCGUUUCAAUUGAUAAUUUAGGUCAUGAUAGUUAUAUUGAUGAACCUGAUGAUCUCUUCGUUGAGAGGAGAGAUUCUGUGCUUGAAUUUCGUGAUUUCACAUCGUUAGGAAGUGAUAUUCGGUUGAUUACAAUUGAAUCCGAUUCUGAUGAUGUUGUUGAUGAUUAUGAUGAGAAUGAGAGGGAGAUGUGGGGGAUUGAUUUGAAUGGUGAUGAUGUUUAUGAUGAUGAUGUUUAUGGUGAUGAUGAUGAUGUUAGUGUGAGUAUACCUCUUUGUUGGGAUUCACUCCAAGUAGAAGAUCGUGGAGUAGCUGCUGAGGAGUUUGAUUGGGAAGAAGUUGGUGAUGAUGGUGGUGGUUUGGUGGAUGAUGAAAGGGAGAUAGAGAUACUAACCGGUUUUGCAGAAAUUGAUGAUGGUGGGGAAGGUUUGGAGGAUGAAAGGGAGAUAGAGAUACUAACCGGUUUUGCAGAAGCUGAUAUCAGUGAUGGUAAUUCUGUUUCUAUCUCCAUCUCACCGAUGGUUUCUUUAGAAGGUUUAGCUACAGGGGAAAGAACAGAGGGAUCUGGGAAUCUCGAAUGGGAAGUGUUGCUGAACUCUCAUACGCUAGAGAUCAACUUUGAUGGGGAAAACAGAGAGAUCUAUAUCGCUGGUGAUCAUGAUGAUUACAUUCAUACAACUGAGUAUGAUACGUUGUUUGAACAGUUUGCUGAAGCUGGGAUAACCAAUCUCCGUUUACCUCCAACUUCUAAAUCUUUCAUUAAAGAUCUCCCAAUGGUUCAGUUGGGUGUUGAGAACGAUGAAGGUGUGGUCUGUGCGGUUUGUAAAGAUGAGAUGAAUAUCGGAACAAAAGCUGUUGGGUUGCCUUGUGAUCAUAAGUAUCAUACUGAAUGCAUUGUACCGUGGCUGGAAACGAGGAACACAUGUCCUGUUUGUCGUUAUGAAUUGCCUACAGAUGAUGCAGAGUAUGAGCAAAGGAAGAUCCAGAGAACAACAACAACAACAACAAGUAGUGAUAUUAUAUGGUAAAAGGAUUGGUAAGCAUCGUCUAUAAUGAUUUUUUUUGUCUUUUGAACAUUAAAGAAUGUGUAUACACUAUUUGUUUGGAUUGAGUCAAGCUUUUUCUUAGUUGUUUAUUUUUUAUCAUUGUAUUUCGCCUCAUUGUGUAAGCCAUGUGAUAAUGGUCUAAGGCAGUAGGAGGCUAGCUUUACAUAGACGAACAUAUAUGUAUAUUUUGGUUUGCUUAACGCAUUUUAUUAAGCUUGGACAAGGUUUAUACAAGUAUAAAAG
Messenger RNA from Eruca vesicaria subsp. sativa (arugula), 1486 nucleotides. The record is from the annotation of a GenBank genome assembly. Lineage: Eukaryota; Viridiplantae; Streptophyta; Magnoliopsida; Brassicales; Brassicaceae.